This is a messenger RNA of Tachyglossus aculeatus (Australian echidna), 707 nucleotides long. RefSeq names its product ADP ribosylation factor 3 (gene ARF3). The record is from RefSeq and is a predicted model, not a curated record. Gene Ontology annotation, biological process: intracellular protein transport; vesicle-mediated transport. The transcript is spliced from 5 exons. Gene Ontology annotation, molecular function: GTPase activity; GTP binding. The coding region runs from base 162 to 707 and encodes 181 amino acids. Lineage: Eukaryota; Metazoa; Chordata; Mammalia; Monotremata; Tachyglossidae. Gene Ontology annotation, cellular component: cytoplasm; plasma membrane.
GUUGGCCGGCCGCGGGAGAAGCGGCUGAGGGAAACCCCACGGAAACCGGAGCAGGAGCAGGAAUCAGUCCUCCACGCCAGAGACGCCUCUGCCCUCGCUGCUCACUCGGCCCUAUCUCCACUCAGCGGCCCUCCCGGGACCGCCCCCUCCCUGCCGUGGCCAUGGGGAACAUCUUUGGGAACCUUCUCAAGAGCCUCAUCGGGAAGAAGGAGAUGCGCAUUCUGAUGGUGGGGCUGGAUGCAGCCGGCAAGACCACCAUUCUCUACAAGCUGAAGCUAGGAGAGAUCGUCACCACCAUCCCCACCAUCGGCUUCAACGUGGAGACGGUCGAGUACAAGAAUAUCAGUUUCACGGUGUGGGACGUGGGCGGCCAGGACAAGAUCCGGCCCCUGUGGAGGCACUACUUCCAGAACACCCAGGGGUUAAUCUUCGUGGUGGACAGCAAUGACCGGGAACGGGUGAACGAGGCCCGAGAAGAGCUGAUGCGGAUGCUGGCUGAGGACGAGCUGAGGGACGCUGUGCUCCUUGUCUUCGCCAACAAGCAGGACCUCCCCAACGCCAUGAAUGCCGCCGAGAUCACAGACAAACUGGGCCUGCAUUCCCUGCGCCACCGCAACUGGUACAUCCAGGCCACCUGUGCCACCAGCGGCGACGGGCUCUACGAGGGUCUGGACUGGCUCGCCAACCAGCUCAAGAACAAGAAGUGA